UUGUCACGCCUUUGACCACCACCUGGGCAUGGUGUGGCAUCUUCACUCAUCCUCGCGCGUGUCGUUUCCAGCAUUGUCAUGCUGGCUGGUAUCUUUGUCCAUAUGGCAUAGUGGUAUCGCAUACUACAAAGACAAUCUCGAUCUCUGCGCAGGCCGUCUUUCUUCCUCUCUCCGCCACACGUACUCGGCGCCGGUUGCCUCAGAUCACUUCUAUCGCAUGAUUACUGUUGUUUCGUUUUUUUUGGUGUUUUCGUAAUUUCGUCUAAUCAUGUACACGUCCGCAUUCUCCAGUCCCACCAUUGACCCUCCGAUACUAUCAACACAUCUGCUGUAGAAAGACUCGCUCUC
Messenger RNA from Alternaria rosae, 348 nucleotides. RefSeq lists its product as uncharacterized. NCBI's taxonomy places the organism in Eukaryota, Fungi, Ascomycota, Dothideomycetes, Pleosporales, Pleosporaceae. Bases 29 to 256 code for a protein of 75 amino acids. The transcript has a single exon. The record is from RefSeq and is a predicted model, not a curated record.